Messenger RNA from Drosophila navojoa, 660 nucleotides. RefSeq names its product salivary glue protein Sgs-5. The record is from RefSeq and is a predicted model, not a curated record. NCBI's taxonomy places the organism in Eukaryota, Metazoa, Arthropoda, Insecta, Diptera, Drosophilidae.
UGACAGGCAAAUCAGUAUAAAUGCGAGCUUCAGAUGGAUCAAAAUUUUAGUUUCACAACCGCAACAUGGGUAAAUUGUUGCUCUUCGUCGCCCUGUGCGCCGUAUUCUUCAGUCUGAGCUCGGCUCUAUCCCGGUGUUGCCCUCGACAAUGCGAUCUCGCAUUUCGCUGUGAUCCCUUUUACAGGGAACCGGUGUGGAGUAUUGUCGAUGGAUUCUGCCGAGGCUUCCAGAAUAGCUGCAUAUUCUCAUCGGAGAACUGCAAUCGUGUGAACAGCUGCCAGAGGGCUUUGGUGAGGACAUCAAGAGAGGCGUGUAAGAAACGUUGCAUUCAGAUCUGCCCACUGGGGGGCAGUGGAGUCUGUGCCACUUUCGGAGAUACUGGCAGGGAAGGCGACCGCUUAACGAGCACCAGAACUUUCCUCAAUCGCUGCCUAUUGGAUCAACACUCCUGCGUAAACGGAAUACCAUAUAUCAGCGUAGAAGAGGGCGAAUGCAAGCAAUAAGUGCCUUAACUAAAAUUGAGUUGAGUCGAAGUACCGGAACUUGAAUAUUUCAUCAGACAAAAACGAAAGUGCACAGCUCUCGGAUGGCGCAGUGCGAACCGAUCACUUGUUAUUGACCCCCAACAACUGUUAAAGUAUUUUUAUAAAUUUUAUAAAA